ACCACGGAUUUCUGGCCGUUGUGUGUGUGUGUACGUGUGUGGUGUGUUCGGCUGCUGCCACAAGUACUACAGUAGUAACUAAAAGUUACUUUGUUGAGGACCUCACAAUUUGGUUCCUCAGUUGGGCGGAAACCUGGACUUCGGAAAGCCCAAGACCUCCAGAGGUCAUCUAAUCUUCUCACCCGGACAUGCGGCUCUACAUUGACGGAGCGUGGCUGGACCUGUCCAAGUGGGGUCCUUCUCAUCCAGGUGGUGAGAAAAUUUUGAAAAGAUUCGAUGGCAAGGACGCCACAGAUGCCUUCUUCGCCUUGCACAGCAAGGAUGCCUGCAAGCGCCUUACCAAGCUACAAGCCGCUCAAUCAGUUGCUGUAAAAGCCAUGCCCGUACCCAGAGGAGCGGAAUGCAGUGAUCUGGAUAAGGCGUAUCAUGAACUUCGUGAUCGUCUGGAGCGGGAAGGAUGGUUUGAACGCAGCUUCCUGCACGAGUUUCGAUUGAUCAGCACUAUCGCUGUGUUGGUAAUUGUUGGCACAUGCCUGGCAUGGCAAUGUCCCGUCUUGUCCGCAGUUUUGUUGGGCUUGGCCAUGCAGCAGUCCGGCUGGCUGGGCCACGAUAUGUGCCAUUCAAGAAACUCAGCAUACUGUGACAAGGUUGGGCCCUGGCUGAGUGCUGUGGUAGCCGGCCUGGAUGAUGGCUGGUGGUCAGAGAAACACAACACCCACCACGUACUGACCAACCACGUGGGCAUCGACCCGGACAUUGACAACCGGCCGUUCCUGUUCCUAUGGGCCCCGCCGAAGUCCAUGGACACUGCCAUGCGCCCGUUCCAACACAUCUACUUCCUCAUGCUUUACUCGUUGCUGUACGUAUCCUGGAGGAUACAGUCAGUACAGCGGAUAUGGGCUGGUGGCGACAAGUUCGAGAUGGCACGCAUGUCCAUAAACUAUAUCUGGCUGCUAUGCUUACCAUUGAGUGUGUCAAUUAUGUCUAUUUUAAUCAGCGGCUUUCUGGUUGCCAUUGUUGUAACACUGUCGCAUGAAAGCGAGGACAUGAAGACGUCUCAUGAGCCCAGCUUCGUCAAGAACCAAUUUGAAACGACGCGCGACAUCGUGUGCCCGGACCCCGUGACCGAGUGGCUGUUUGGUGGCAUGCAGUAUCAACUGGAGCAUCAUCUCUUCCCGACGCUGCCGCGCUACAAGUACUGGCGCCUUGUGCCGGUCGUGCGCCGCUGGGCCAAGGACAAUGGCAUCGAGUACCGUGCCGACGGCCUGUGGGGCAUGCUCUGCAUGCACGUCAACACGCUCAAAUCCGUCGGUAGCACCCCGGCAAGCGACAAAUCACUGGACGCUCUCUCGGACUGGUAGCAGGUACUGGUACUGGCUGUUGAAAUGACUUGUGUACUUCCAGAACUGUAGACGGCAGGGUCACACCAGGGGAUUCCCCACCUCUCCUCCAACUCUUGAGGCGGCGGUGAUUCACCAAGCGAAUUGAUGUCCAGCCCUGGCGACUCACCAAGCGAAUCGAUGUCAAGCCCUGGCGACUCACCAAGCGAAUUGAUGCCCAGCUCUAGAGAUUGGUUUGCCAGAACAGGUUUCCCACCUCUACUCCGACUCUUGAAGGCGGCGGCGAUUCUCCAAGCGCUAUUUAUAAUUCUGCCUAGCUUAGACUAGAGACUGGUGUGCCAGAUCAGGCUGCUAAGGAGAUUGUGAGUUUCGCCGUUGUUCUACCUGCCAGAGGCCGCUGCGCCGCUAACUGUUAGGCACCGAGCAAGAGUGCCAUAGGUUGUAGUUUUCAUUGCAGGACGGUUCUAUUUUCUCUCUCCCUCCCUCUUUCUCUUUCUCCUACUUAGCUUUGUCUUGCUAAGGACCGGAAUGUAGCCAGAACAAUGUGUUCAGGCGCAGUGCAGACCCGGCGAGUUCCUGUGCGUGAGUGUGGGUCUGGGUGGAUGUGGGUGGGUGAGUGUACCGUAUGAUGCGGUGAUAUGUGCAGUCAAUUUCCAAUCGAGAGGUACAUUGCAGGUUCAAUUUCCAACGAUUCUCCUUCUCAUUCUCCUGUAGCUCUUCAAUCAUUCUGCUGAGUCA
This is a messenger RNA of Sycon ciliatum, 2078 nucleotides long. Its product is annotated as delta(6)-fatty-acid desaturase fat-3-like. The transcript has a single exon. Gene Ontology annotation, biological process: lipid metabolic process. NCBI's taxonomy places the organism in Eukaryota, Metazoa, Porifera, Calcarea, Leucosolenida, Sycettidae. Gene Ontology annotation, cellular component: membrane. The coding region runs from base 189 to 1361 and encodes 390 amino acids. Gene Ontology annotation, molecular function: oxidoreductase activity, acting on paired donors, with oxidation of a pair of donors resulting in the reduction of molecular oxygen to two molecules of water. The record is from RefSeq and is a predicted model, not a curated record.